CAUCUUGGGUGAGUGGCACGAGCUUAUUAGUAUGCAGGGAGAGUUGCUUUCAGGACUGAGCUGCAGGGUUUGAGAGCCGCUCUGGAUGGGCUUGCUAUAUAGUCGUUGUUGUGGAAGCGGCGCAUUUACAGUGCGACAGUCAGCACAUUGAAAAUACCAAUAGGAAUACAAAACAAAGUCACAUUUACUGAUUUAAUUGUAUUGCAUUCAAUUGUAUCCAGGGAACAGCCUCCAACUAUGAGCCCCGAUCGCAGGAACUGCACCUGGCCAGCCCGGGAAGAUCUCAGCCGGCCGACCCGCUGAAGGAUUUAAUCCCUAACUCCGGAUCUCUUCUGGGCUGCUUUGCCCAUUAUUAUCAUUUAAUUAUCAGUUUUGUUUUGUUUUUAUUAUUUAAAAAAAAAAGCCAAAUCCAUUACUCCCCCCAGGAUCAUUAUUCCCUGUUCUCCCAAACACCGUUUCAUUCGGCUUCGGAUUCAGUUUCUUUUUGCUCCUCUGCUUUUUCUACCGGCGCUCCCGGCUGGUUGCUGCUGCUUCUCGGGGCUCCUGCUCCCGCCGCUUAGAUCUCGGCGUCCAGCGGAGGAGCCUCAGCGGCAGUGGGGGGAGGAGUAGGCGGAGCGGGGAGGGCGGCGGCGGCGGCGGCUGGCUAGGGGCCGGAGUCGCCGCUGCCGGCUCCCCGGCAUGGAUGGCCGGGACUUCGCUCCGCCGUCUCAUCUGCUCUCUGAGCGCGGGAGCCUGGGCCACCGCAGCGCCGCCGCGGCCGCCGCCGCCUCGCGCCUAGCCCCGGCAGGCCCGGCAGUCCAGCACCCGGCUCACUUCCCGCCCGGCAAGUACUUCCAGUCGCCGCUGCCCAUGGCCACGCACACAGCCAGCAGCCGCCUAAUGGGGAAUCCUCCAGCUUCUUCUUUCAUGGGCAGUUUCCUCACCAGCAGCCUGGGAUCCACAGCCCCUGCACACCCCAAUGGUCCCACUUCCUCCCCUUCUGAUCAGGCCUAUCGGGGCCCCCACUCCGGGACCUCCCAGAUCUGGUUCUCCCACUCCCAUGAAGCUCCAGGGUACCCCAGAUUUUCGGGGAGCCUGGCAUCUACCUUCCUACCCAUGAGCCACUUAGAUCACCAUGGAAACAGCAACGUUCUCUACGGGCAACACCGUUUCUAUGAAACCCAAAAAGAUAACUUCUAUCUACGCAACCUGCCUGCCCAGCCCACACUUCUGCCCCCCAAUCACAACUUCCCCAGCAUUGCCCGGGCUGCCCCAGGUCACCCCAUUGGCUCUUGCAGCCGAGAUCGGGAGGCCGGCCACCUCCAGAAAGGCCCUAAGGAGUUUGACCGAUUCCUGAUGAACAAGGAACUGGGCAAGGAGAAGGCAGGCAAGGCAGAGGGCAAGGAUCGGCCGGUGGAAGACGAUGUGAAGGAACGGCACAAACUGGUAAUGCCCAUGACUCCUGAAGGACACUGCAAAGAGAGUACCCAUCCUCGAAGUACCUGUGAGAACCGAACCAAGCACCUCAACUCCUGCUUUCUGAGUACCAAGGUACUCAAUGGCGAGGUGGGCAAAGCCGUCCUGGCCAGCUGCACAGGGGGCAUGCUGCCCCGACACGGGGCAGGGGUGGUGCCCAGCCGCUGUGCCAAGGACACAGGACGGCCUGAACGGGAGCGGGAGCUGGGCCACCAUGAGCCAAACCAGCCAUACAGCGAAUGUCUGGAGCGGAGGCAGAUGCUUCACCACUCUGUUUCCUACACGGUGCCCUCCAGCUUGCCGGCUGUGCCACCCCCACUUAGCACCAGCUCUGGGACAUUUCCUUGCUUACAGCUUCACUCCAACCCAGACAUGUUGUGCCCCCUGCAAGACAAAGCCACCCGAGAUCUGAAACUUAGCGGGCCUACCUUUGUGCCUUCUGUAGGGCACCUACCUGACAAGAGCCGGUCGUUCCAGGUGGCAUCCGAGCCGUGCCUGGCAGGAGAGGGGAAGGAUCGGCACCACGAGGUGGGUGCUGACCACCCAGCGUCUUACGGAGCCUCCUACCCCCACCUAAAGGCCGAGGGCAAGGGGGAACGGAGGCUUGGCUUCGAGGCAGCCCUCAACCCGAGGCUGAAGGGAUUGGAGUAUCUCAAUAGCACUGGAUCCGAAGGCCCCUUUCCUAAUCUGCCCCAUGCACCCCCCAAGGGCGGCCUCGAGAAAGGAAGCUACUUUGAGAUGCCCCCUCCCUCUCAGGACUGCUCCCGCCCUGGCCACCAGGACCCCUUGUGUGUGAAAAUCAGCCAAACCUGCUGCACUUUAGACAAGGGUGCCAAAGAGGCCCCAGGCCCCAGUGCCCAAAAGGUUGCUAGGAUACGGCAUCAGCAGCACCUGUUACCUGAGAUGGAACAGACGGGAAAUGGGGCCGAAGCCCAGAGGAAGUCCAUUGAGUUGGCAUCCCUGGGCUACAAUGGGCCCCACCUACCACCAUGGACGGUCCAUGGGGGUCAGGGUCCCCCCAUCUCCAUCAGUGAGGAGAGGAAGGGAUCCUACCUUGACCCCUUCAGCAACAGCCUGCAGCAGGCAGCCCUCAUGUCCCAGGAGCUGCCAGCCCCACCAGAUGAGGUCUCCGCUAUGAAGAACCUGCUUAAAUAUAGCAACCAAGCACUUAUCGUCGGCCAGAAGCCCCCCUUUGUAGGUCUGGGAAAUAUCAAAGCCAGCUGUGUCCAACAGGAAGUGAAGUUCCAGUCAGGCAAGGGUCAAGGGGAGCUAGAGAGGCCUGACUGCGCCCGGAGCCGGGAGCAUGAAGCCCCCCAUAGUGAUGGGGAGGUGAGGCAGCCCCCUGUGGGCAUUGCCGUGGCCGUGGCCCGCCAGAAGGACACUUUGAGCCGCCCAGAGCCUUCCUAUGGCACUAAUUCUAGCCGGCAGGGCCGUGCAAUGCCUGGGUUCAAAGCGGGCCCCAAUCGCUCCAUGCACGUGAUCGAUCUGGAAGCUGAGGAGGAGAGGAGCCGACUCUGUGGUGAUGAACGGCUGGGCCUUACGAGCCGGGAGCUGCUUCUCCAGGAUAACAAAGACCUUGUUGAGUUUGCCCGAAUUCAUCCAUCUAGUAGCUGCCCUGGAGAUGUGACCUCUCACCUCAUGAUUGCUGGAGGAUCAUCUCUGCAAACCAGCCAGCUUGGGGGUGAUCCUACCACCCAUGCUCAUCCAGCUCACCCCCCCUGGCUGCCCCGAACCCGCAGUCCCUCCAUUUGGAUGGGAGGACAUUCCUACGGGCUUGGCCACCCGGCUCUCCACCAGAACCUGCCACCUGGCUUCCCAGCCACCAUGCCCAGCACAAUGCAGUCCAUGUUUCCCCUGUCCCAGGACCCCCCUGCCCAGCUGGUCAUCUUGCCCACCGAGCCUACACCCCAUGCUGCUCCCCAUUCACUUGCUGAUGUCAUGGAUCAGGCUUCAUUGUGGCCACCCAUGUACCCAGGUCGUGGGCCCACCUCCCACAUGCAGCACCCCAGCCAGCUUCCUGUCUAUUCUCGCUCCCAGUUUCUCCGACAGCAAGAACUCUAUGCCCUCCAGCAACAGCAGAGAGCCGCCCAGGCACUAGAAAUGCAGCGGAAAUCCCAGCUUCAGAGAAAGCCUGAAGAUUACCAUGCAGAGUUUGAAGAAGCAGUCCCCGAGAAGACCCUGAAGUCCUCUCAUAAACCAGUUGCCUUAACCCCCCUCUCCAAGGGCGCCUCUUCACCGGCUGCUGCUCCAUGCCCUGCCAAACUUUCACCUUGCUGCCAUUCUCCUGCCCUGCGGCACCCCUCCAAAUGCACCACCCCACUAUCCGCUGCCCCGUGCACUUUACCCCUCUGCCCCACCACCAGUUCUGCUGUGGCACCCCGCUCCCCGGCCACCAGUCCUGGCCCCGCUCAGAAUUCUAAGGGUACUGAAGCUGAGGACAAGAGAGGAGAGGGCCAGCCCCCACAAGAUUAUCCCAAAUCACUAGAACCAGACCUGCCCCCGGGAUACACCUACCCUGCGGUCAGCAUGGGCUACUCGUCCCCCCUGCCCCAUGACAUGCACUCCGCUGAUCCCGCAGACCCUGAAACUAUGCAAACUGUCUCCACCGCAGCGGAGCCCGAGCAGUCCAGGACAUUUCCACCCUCAGAGAGGCCCCACUGUGACCCCGAUGCUCUGGACGAGGCCGGCCUGGCAGGGGGAGCAGGAGGCCAGGUAGAAGGCUCGGAGGCGAGGGCCCUGGAGCUGGAGCACCAGCCACACGCUCACGGGCAUCCGCACCCCAUGGAGCUAGGGCCCCAUGGCGAGGCAGCAGCUCCCAGUGGGUUGGGGGAGCUUCAGGAACUCCCCUAUGGUGUCCUCCUGGAAGGAAGGGGCCUGGAGACAAGGAGCUGCGUAGAUUCUACUCAGGAAGGGACAGAAGAGGAGAGAACUGAGGAGGGGGAUGGCAAAGGGCUGCUGGCGAGGGCUUCCCCCAUGGUCCCUGUGGAGGGAGUGCGAAGUCCUCUGGGAGAGGAAGAGGUGGGAGAGGGGGCUGACCCACAGGAGGAGGAGGAAGAAGAGGGAGAGGAUCAAGAAAGAGAAGAGGAGGAAGAGGAGGAGGAGGAAGAGGCCUGGGACAUGAUUCAGGAGGAAGACCACCUGCCAAAAUCACUGCCAGGUCUGGAUGCCCUGGUAGCAGCCACCAUUGAUUUGGGAGACCUGCCUUCACUGAGCCCACCCAGCACCCCACUACAGCUCCCAAACACCCCUGCCCUUCAGGGUAGCUCAGGAAUUCACGGCAUCGCCCUUCUUAGCGAAUUGGCUGACCUGGAGUUCCAGCGGCAAAAGUGUGAACAAGUCACCGAAGUUGAAGAGGAAGACUUGAUGGACUUCAACCUGCAACAUCUGGCUACACUGGCUGCUGCCUGGUCUCUAGUGGAGGCUGCAAGCCUGGAGACUGGACCUCCUGCAACUGGAGUCCCUGUUUCUGGUCCCUGCUGUUCCACCCUCACACCCCGAAUGCAAAUUCUCCGACGCAAAUACACAUGGACCCCGAAAACCAAACCUGUAUGCCCUCUCAAAGCUGCCAUUGACCAGCUGGGCACGAAGGAAGUGGAAAUGAGGAUGCGGCUGGUAGACCUGCAGAGGCGAUACAAGGAAAAGCAGCGGGAAUUAGCCAAACUGCAGCGCCGGCAUGACCAUGAGAGAGAUGAGCGCUCCAGAAGCCCAGCUCGGCGAGGGCCGGGGCGACCGAGGAAACGAAAGCACUCGGGCAUUCUGCCAACCCUCCGACAGGGCAGCCACCUUCCCAAGUGUGACAGCAAAAAAGUCAAAUCUGUGAAGGCCAGCCUUAGCAUCCUGUGUGCUGAGUUACGAAGUGAAGGGGAACCUAAGAAGAAGAGAAGCAAAUUAGAUAAGGGGGUUUACAGCAGCCUCAACUCCCAGGAGAAGGUUCGGUGCAAAAAGAGUGGAUCCCAGAGCAAAGUGGCCCAGCUGAAGCCGAAGGUCAGGAAUAAAGGUUUGCCAGCUGGCAUCAGCCCCUUCCGGCGGAAAGAGGCCAACCCUGGUGGGCGCAUCCAAAAAAAGCUGUCUCGAGCCAAGAACACCAAGGUGGCCUUGGCAGCCAAGCACCCACAGCCAGACAGCGAUGGCAAGGACAGCCCCAAGUUCGCAGCCAAGCCCACAGCCACAGCAGGGGGAACUGAGGCAGGUGGAAACCAAGAUGGGGAUUAUGACAGUGAGGAUUGUGAGGGACUUCCAGAUGAACCUCCAACCAAGGAUCUAAGCCCUCCCCUCCAUACAGGAGUUAAUCCUACAACAUUGGGCCCCUCCCCAUCUUCAGUGGUGAAAAUGGAAGCAAACCAGAAGGCUAAAAAGAAGAAGGAGAGACAGGGCUUGCUAGGGUCUUGCCGAAUAUCUAGCCCCGAGAGUGAAGUCAAAAUUAAAAGGCGGGCAGUAAAGCCCGGUACUGAGACUCGAAAACUGGAGCGAGCCCCAGUGCGCAGGAGACCCGGAGUCUGCGACGGAGACGGCAAGAAGAAGCUGAAAGCCAAGCCCAAAGACAGCCUGCGUCCAGAGCCCGGGACUACCCCCACCGGGGAUGAUCUCUACAGCCAAGCCCGGGCCUUCUCUGCUCGGGAGGAGGGUGGGAAGCUGGCCAGUGAGCGACUAAAGAAAGCCACGAGGAAGAGCAAAGUGCUACAGUCGGCUCUGAGGCGAAAGAACGGGGCCUUGUCUAUCGCCUUGUCACCCAGAAAUGCCAAGACCAUCUUGAGCAAAGGCAAAAAGCUAGGCAAGGUGAAGAGUAAGGCUGUAAGCAAGCAGGGUAAGGGCCGGGCAGUGAGCCGGCUGCUGGAGAGCUUUGCUGUGGAGGAUGACUUUGAGUUUGAUGAUAACAGUAGCUUCUCAGAGGAAGAGAAUGGCAUGCUGAGUGGAGACCAGGGCAUAGUUCAUGCCCAGUCAUGUACCAUCCACAAGGAAGAUCUCCAGGACGGACUACAUGUGCUCAUCCCCAAGGAGGACAGUCUGCUGUAUGCCGGCAGUGUGAAAACCCUGCAGCCUCCAGACAUCUACAGUAUCGUGAUUGAGGGCGAGAGAGGAAACAGACAAAGAAUCUACUCCCUGGAGCAACUGUUGCAGGAAGCUGUUCUUGACAUCCGGCCCCAAUCAAGUCGCUACCUCCCACCAGGCACCCGGGUCUGUGCCUACUGGAGUCAGAAGUCUCGCUGCCUGUAUCCUGGCAAUGUGGUCCAAGGUGCCUCCAGUGAUGAAGAAGAAGACCUUGAUUCAGUGGUAGUUGAGUUUGAUGAUGGUGACACAGGCCACAUCUCCGUAUCCAAUAUUCGAUUAUUACCUCCAGAUUUCAAGAUCCAAUGCACAGAGCCCUCCCCAGCCCUACUAGUGUCCAGCAGCUGUCGAAGAAACAAGAGAUCUUCCAAUGACGCUCCUCCACCCAGCGAAACGGCCCCCAGUCUGGCUCCUGAGGGACGAGACAUCUCUGAACCCUCAAAGAACUUGGGGAAGAAGGCUGUCAGCAAAGAAAAAGCAGGCAAAGCUGACGUCCUGACUCCAGGGGCCAAGACGCCGGUGGUGGCGGCGGAGCACUUCCUGGGCCGCCGCGGCAGCCCCAUGCUGAGCUGGUCCUCCGUGGCGCAGACCAAGCGGAAGGGCACGGCGGUGUCGGGAGGAGGCGGGGGAGGCAGCAAGAGCGCCGGGGUCCUCCAGAACCUCUUUCAGCUCAAUGGCAGUGCCAAGAAGCUGAGGGCCCGGGAGGCCCUGUUCCCCAUGCACAGCAUGGCCGCCCCAGUCUUUGGCAAUGGCUUUGGGGCGGACUCCUUCAGCAGCAUAGCCAACUCCUACGCCCCCUUCGCAAGCGGGGCAGGGCUGGCCCUGCCUGGGGGGGCCCACAAGCUGCUGCGGGCCAAGAAGGCGGAGCGUCUGGAGGCCGAGAAGAGCGGGCGGCGCAAAGUCGGCGGGGAGUUCCUGGUCAAGCUGGAUCACGAAGGCGUGACCUCCCCCAAGAACAAGAACUGUAAGGCUCUGCUCAUGGGCGACAAAGAUGACGGACCCAAGCUGGGGAGGCCUUUACCCGCCCCGGGCUACGUCCAUCCGGCUUUGGUCAGCAAGGAGAAAAAGGGGCGAGCUCCUGUGCACCCCCUGCCCAUGGGGCUCGCGCUGCGUAAAUACGCAGGCCAGGCCGACUGCGCGCUGCACUGUGACAGCGACUGCCACAGCUCCUACUCCGACGAGGACGAGGAUGGGCUGGCAGGCAACGUCCCCUCUCGGUUUCUCACCCGCCUCUCCGUCUCUUCCUCUUCAUCCGGGUCCUCCACAUCUUCCUCCUCAGGCUCCAUCUCCACAUCCAGCCUCUGCUCCUCGGACAACGAGGACUCCUCCUACAGCUCGGAUGACGAGGACUCCACUUUGCUGCUCCAGACUUGUCUCACCCACCCUGUGCCCGCCCUCCUGGCGCAGCCUGAGGCCCUGCGCUCAAAGGGGGGCAGCCCCCACCCUCACCCCCAGCGCUGCUUCCUCGCCAAAGCCACAGCAGCCAGUGGCAAGACCAAGAUGAAGCGGAAGGAGGCCCUGAGCUUCUCCAAAGCCAAAGAGUUUUCCCGAAGGCAGCGGCUGCCCUCUGUGGAAAAUCGGCCAAAGAUCUCAGCCUUCCUGCCAGCCCGGCAACUGUGGAAGUGGUCCGGGAAUCCCACACAGAGGCGGGGAAUGAAAGGGAAGGCCCGGAAGCUGUUCUACAAGGCCAUUGUUCGGGGGAAGGAGACGCUCUGCAUCGGGGAUUGCGCCGUGUUCUUGUCGGCAGGCCGGCCCAACCUCCCCUACAUCGGUCGCAUCGAGAGCAUGUGGGAGUCCUGGGGCAGCAACAUGGUGGUGAAGGUGAAAUGGUUCUACCACCCAGAGGAGACCAAAUUGGGCAAACGACAAAGUGACGGGAAGAAUGCCCUGUACCAGUCCUGCCAUGAGGACGAAAAUGAUGUUCAGACCAUCUCACACAAGUGCCAGGUUGUGGGGAGGGAACAAUAUGAGCAGAUGACGCGGAGUAAGAAAUACCAGGACCGACAGGACCUCUACUAUCUGGCGGGGACCUAUGACCCCACCACAGGACGCCUAGUGACAGCUGACGGUGUGCCCAUCUUGUGCUGAUCUGGGCAGUACCACUGGAACUCGCCACUGCUUUGCAUGAGGGGGUGCACUGAACAGCUCUCCCCAAACCCCACCCCAGGGCAGUGAGCUUCCUAAUCAUCGGAAACUUGAAAACUUUGUUUCAUCCUCCUCCACCCUGAGCCUCCCCGUACCUACCCCCACCCGCUCAGAUGGCCUCUGCUUCCCGGAGCAGGUUCCUCCCCAGGGAUGAGGAGGAGUGUGGAUUAUGGAAGAGGUGCCAGGCUGUGCCCACUGGCAAUGUCGGGGUCUUCCACCCAGGCCCCAGUCAGGACCCUCCCUGCCUAACGACACAGCUUUAAGGCAGGCCCCACAUGGCACUCCGAAAUGGAGAGUCUGAGUAAAUAUGCAAAACCCAUCACAGCAAGAUUCAGGCUUUUUAAAUUAUUAUUAUUAUUGUUAUUAUUAUUAAUAUUAAUUAUUUUCCCUGGAAAGAGAAAGCUCUUCUGGCUUCAAAAUCCAAUUCCCCAUCUGACUGUGAUCCUACUUAGGCCCCAAGGUCUCUUUCCUGGGACCUGGACUGAGGGCCAUAUUCCCCUCAGUUGAUUAUACACACAGACCCGUGGAUUUCCACCUCUGUUUUUCUCCCCAGCAUUGGCAGUUCACAAGAGAUUAGAAUUCAAGCCAUAUUUUCCCUAGUACCUCUGACUGUCUCCCACCAGGGAAAGCAGAAAUCAGGUGUAUUGUCUAUUUAUUUCUCUAUGUAAAUAUUGUAUUUCUUCGGGGAAGUUUUAUGGAAAAAAAAUUAGAAAAAAAAAGGUUUUGUGAGCGUGUGUGUAUGUAUGUGUGUGUGCGUGUGCGCAUGUGCGUGUGUUGGGAGGGAUUUGGGUUUGGGAAUUUUCUUUGAAAAUGCACUGUUUUUUCUCAGCCUGGCUGAGCUCCAGGACUGGGCUAAUCUGUAAAUAUAGAGGCAGCAUUUGGGUGGGCGGGUAGGGGGUGUUAAGGUCCAGGAGAGCAACUGUGGGCACUCUAGUGAAGUGUUCUUAAUGAGAGAUAUCCCACUUUAAUUCACUAACCUCUUUGUGGAACUGUUUAAAGAUAGAAAUCACGUCAAGGUCUCUUUCCUUUUAUACAUCCUUUACAUACACACACAUACACACACACACACACACACACACACAAUUAGCGGGGUUGGGGAGGGCGGCAUGAGGAUGCCCUCAUAAGAAAAGAUUAUAGAUUAUUCUAAAAAUCAGUAUCAACUGUGUCUCUCAUCCCUUGGGGAUGUAGGAGGUAGGGAUGGGGGACAACAGCCAUAUUUAUCUUACCUCUAUUUAAAAAAAACCCUACAAAACAGGAAAAGUAAAAUGAGGUUAAAAAGUGAGAGAAAGUAAGAGAAGGUCAUCUUUUCAUUUUAUUCAUUCUGUAUAUUGCAAAUUCUUUCCUAGUUCAGUUUUCCCAUGGGUGACUCCAUAUUUCACUGUCCCCACUUCAUGAUCCCCAUAGCCCAGGAAAGACUAGGUACCUGCUGUCUAUCUGGGACAAUAGAGGCGCAGGCCUCCCCCUCCCCUGCCAACUUUAGUGUCCCUUUCUGUUCACUUGUCAAUAUCCACACAAGGAACACCAAAAAAGACCCCUCCACUGGCUUAGGCAGGACUGCAAUCCCCUUCUCAACCUAGCGCCUCAAUUUUAUUUUUCAAGUCAAAAACCCUACAAACAAACAGUGAUGAUGUAUGAAAAUUAUACCUCAGUUCUCAGAAACUCAGGCAGAGAUAGAUCUACCUUUUCCUUCUUUCUAGCUCUCUUAUGAUAGCCCUUCCUCAAUUUCAGAGGAGUAAGGUGGAUUCCCCCCUUUUCAGGUUCCUUCUUUUCAUCCUCAGCCCCCUGUUUGAGCUGUUGCAGCAGGGGAAGCUGGGACAGAUUUGCUUUUUCUGAUGUGCAGAAUAAGAGGAAAAAGGGAGGGAAAACUCCUCUCUAACCUGAUCCUUCAUGUACCCGUCCCAACCGUUGCCCCAGAAUCAUGCCAUAUGACCUUCGUGGCUUUCUUGGGGGGGGGGUGAUGGGGCCACAGGACCACAUGGCUGCUUCUUUCUCUCUCCCCGCCUCCCAUCUCAAGUCAGAUCGAAUGACUUUCCAUGAAAACAUCAGACAAUAAAGAGCAAACCAAAGCAGAGAAAAUGCCCUCCCCAUCACCUUGCCACUUUCUUUCCUCUCGCCACCCCCACUGCCCUCUCCGCCCUCCUGGCCCUUGCUGGUCAGGAAGCCCUCUCUCUGACACCCUGGGAGGGGAUGAUGGAGCCUCUGACCCAGAUGGGGCCCAUGUGGAGGACAAUCAGACAGCUCUCUGGAGCACAUCCUUUUCAGGAGGAAAUCAAGUCCCAUCCCUCCCUUCCAGCCUUCUCCCCUUGGUGCAUGGGCUUUGGGUAUUGAUUGCCUUCUUUGAUGACCUGUUUUUGUUUUUUCCCCGCUGUGGUGGUCUUUUAGUUUUCCUUUUGUUGGUUGGGUGGGUGGAGAUGGAGAUGGAAGUAGAUGCUGUGGGCUGACCAUGAGGUGAUUGGUUGCAUCCUGUGGGCCCCUGGUCUCCCAGAGCCUCCAUCAUGUAGACCAAGCAAGGGCAGUGAGAGCAUUUGCCAAAGAAGGAACGCGAGCCUCCCAGACUGGACCAUUGUUGAGUAUUCAAAUUAUUGUGGCCUUGUUGCAUGGUAUUUCGGUUCUCUCUCUAAGGUUCACUCACCAUGACACCUAAUGCCCUUUCUUGACUUUUUUUCCUUUUGACUUAAAAAUCAGUUCAUCCCUUGGGCCCCAGAGCACUAUGCCCUAGUAUGAAUAGGACAAGAUAAGAAUUUAUUCAUGUAAAGGGUAGCACAAUGACUCCAAAGAUUGAGGCUGUCCAGAACUGUCUGAGAACUGAACAGCAAUAUUCUUGUAGGAAAAAUCAUAGCUAUAGACUGUCAGAACUGGAAGAGAUCUUGGGGACUAUCUAAUCCAAAAAUAUUUGGACCCUUUCCUCUUUAUUUUCUAGUCGAUCAACUGAAUGGGGCCUGAGUUGAAAAUGUGACUUCUUAUGGUUUCAGACCAAUACUACAAACUCCCUGGGCUUCUAUGCCUCCUAAGGUGGCAAUUAUUGAAUGUUUGGACCAGAGAGGAGAAGCAAAGGUGGCUGGGUGAGAGGGCCCAGUUCGGUCCAUCAUCCUUUCCUGCUCUCACCCUUACUGGAACCAUUGGGUUCUAUCACAAAGCAGUUUUCCUAAUUUUAGGAUGAGCCCUCUUAAAGAAAUCCUCCAGUAAGGGCAGGUACCAAAAUAUCUGAAAGGAGUAGAUGUCCUUUAGAACUUCCUGCUAAAGGAGACAUUAAUGAGAUUUCUGCUUGAGGACUCAGGUCUUCCAUCUCACUUAUUCCUGCCUAACCACUGCUGAUCUCCCUCUCUUCACCCCACCUAUGCCCUCUUAGCCUUCCUUUCCUUAAAAGAAUGAGGAAUAAAUCAAUGGGUUUCAAGGAAUCUCUGGUGUUCCAAAAGGCAGCCUGACCCAUGUCUAUGCCUUAUGGCUUCCAAUUUCCAGGCAAUGUGACCCUGGAUCAGAGGACAAUGGCAGAAAGUUUGGGGGAGGAAGGGACUUUUUAUUUAUUUGGGGGUAUCCUCCAGUGCUUCAGUCUUCUGUCUCUUGGCAUGAGUGCAAUAUUUGCUAUGUGGUUUUCUCCUUUGGUCCCUAAAAUCAAAGGCAGCAACCUCCUAGCCCAGGGGCUGAGGGUCCUUCUGAGCUGAGAAAACUGAUUGAACUCCUUUACCCCACACCCCCAUUGAAAGUUCCACUUUCAGUCUGAAAAUAUACAAGGAUACUGAGUGAAGAAAAAGAGAUUAAGUGAUGAGAGAAAGCCAAUGUUGUUGGCUGAAAUUAGAAUCUAAAGCUAUUUUAAGCCCCAAGUACAGAAGAACUGAGAGAGUGAAAGGGGGGAAAAAAACCUUUUUUUGUCCCUCUUGUUGAAGUUUCUUUUCCUCCUUGUGUUGGGUUUUCUGUUGUCUUUCUUUCUUACUUUCUUUUGUAUAAAUAACGUGAAUUCUCCUCCCUUUCUAACCGUGGUUAAAUGUUGUGAAAGCCGGUAUUAUUGUAAAUGUGUAAAGUAUGAUGAUGGUUGGAAUUUUUUUUCAAUGUAAACACUAAAAAUACAAAAAACAAAACAAAGGUUUUAUGAACAGCAAACUCUAUGUAAAGGCAUUUUAGUAUUAAUUUUUUAUUGAUAACUUGGCUUAUGAAUAAAUAUAUGAAACAUU
Molecule: messenger RNA, 12815 nt
Organism: Antechinus flavipes (yellow-footed antechinus)
Lineage: Eukaryota; Metazoa; Chordata; Mammalia; Dasyuromorphia; Dasyuridae
Gene: BAHCC1
Product: BAH domain and coiled-coil containing 1
Exons: 28
Coding region: 679-8589 (2636 amino acids)
Molecular function (GO): chromatin binding
Source: RefSeq, a predicted model, not a curated record